AUGGCGAGUGACGAGACAACACCACUCCUCCCCCAUAAGGGGGAAGGUAAAGGACGAGUGAGAAAUUGGUUAUCGAGAGCUUUCAACGUCGAGAAUCGCAUUUUGCUUGCGGGGUUUCUUAUCACGUUAUCAUUCAGUUUUACCCAAGUUCCAUUGUUUUAUGUGUUUCAUUUAAUGACUUGUGACUCGUUUUAUGAGACGCAUCCUCCUUACAAUGGUCCGGGCGAUAGGUGCAGUCGGGACGAGAUUGCGGCUGGAACGGCAACCCAAUAUAGUAUCCUUGGCAUGUCUACUACAUUUUGCGGAACGUUGAACCUUUUUGUCGCUGGCUGGACAUCGAAAAAGUUCGGCCCCCGAGCGGCACUUUUGUGUCAGAUUCUUAUCCCGGCUUUUCGCGUGGUCACCCAAAUCUUGGGAGUCGUGGCAGGUGGAGAAAAGGGAAUGAUGAUCAUCCAAGCGACUCAAUUGAUCACAAUUCUGGGCGGGCCAGCUGGGUACAUUCUUGUUGUCAACGUCAUUGCUGGAGAGGUUGUCGAACCUAUCCGACGGACAGCAGUAUUUGGACAGCUUCAAGGUGCCAUCAUGUUAGGCCAGGCGAUUGGAUACUUGAGUGGUGGUAUGAUAGGUGACGCGAUCGAUAUCCGGGCUCCUUUCGAUGUUGCGUUCGUCUCCUUCAUUCUCGCGGGUAUUUACGUCUGGUUCGCCUUACCAUAUAUUUCACCCGAGUCAAUGUCCAAUGGCGGAAAGAACGGUCAAAAAGGAGUUUCUGGUUUUCUCGCACCCCUCAAGAUCCUCACACCGCAGAAACUUCGCCUCGCUGACGGGAGAGUCAAGAAGCACCUUGGCGUCAUCUUUCUCUGCAGCGGCAUAUUCGUCUCUGUACUCGCCACUGGUUAUGCACCUCUUCUGAUUCAGAUGUAUGCAACAGCGGCGUUUAACUUUAGCCAGGGUGACAACGGUUGGCUCAUGUCCGAGUUUGCGUUCAUGCGAAGCUUCUUCCUGAUUCUAUUGUUCCCAAGGAUCAUCGCUUGGGGACGAGGUCGUGUUAUCAGAUCUGAACCAAAUAGCGAUGAUGAGGCGGAACCGGGACAUAUUCCAACGGAAGCUGGAGAAUUCGAUGCUACUUUGGGAGAGCAGGCGGAUCAUGAACCGUACGAGGCAGUCAGCCGCAACAAAGAGGACGAGGGAUGUCUCUUUGAUCUUGUGUUUCUCAGAUGGAGUUUAUUAGUCGAUGGUCUGCUAACUACAGUUGCUGCAUUCGCAACUAAGCCGUGGCAUAUCUACCUUGCUGCCUUUCUUCUCCCGUUCGGCUCUGGAUCAGCGCCAGCAGCAAAAGGUGUCAUUACACAAAUGUGUCCGGACUCGCAGCGCGCCGAUGCUCUCAACGCUGUGACCCUGGUCGAAAACGUGGCACGACUAGCUACUCAAGGCUUGUUUGGUUUCAUCUUUGCCAGUUUGGCUGAGGUUGGCAAAGCAUAUGCAACUUUCUUCUGCAAUGCGGCCAUUGCUCUAUUGGCCAUGGUGGUUCUCUUAUUCUCUAACUUUCCGCCUCCGGGAAGCAUACUGAUUGAGAAGCAUGAAGAGCAGGAUGAAGUUCAGAACGAGGGCAGCGAAGGCGAACCUCUCCUGAAUAAUAGAGACUGA
Messenger RNA from Fusarium fujikuroi IMI 58289, 1644 nucleotides. RefSeq lists its product as uncharacterized. The coding region runs from base 1 to 1644 and encodes 547 amino acids. The record is from RefSeq and is a predicted model, not a curated record. Gene Ontology annotation, molecular function: transmembrane transporter activity. Gene Ontology annotation, biological process: transmembrane transport. Gene Ontology annotation, cellular component: membrane. The transcript has 6 exons. Lineage: Eukaryota; Fungi; Ascomycota; Sordariomycetes; Hypocreales; Nectriaceae.